Molecule: messenger RNA, 1980 nt
Organism: Drosophila melanogaster (fruit fly)
Lineage: Eukaryota; Metazoa; Arthropoda; Insecta; Diptera; Drosophilidae
Gene: upd2
Product: unpaired 2
Exons: 4
Coding region: 66-1286 (406 amino acids)
Biological process (GO): embryonic development via the syncytial blastoderm; cell surface receptor signaling pathway via JAK-STAT
Source: RefSeq, marked reviewed
UCAGUUAGCCAGUUAGCCAAGUUAGCCAAGUUAGCCCAGUUAGUGUAGUGUUAGUGAUAGGCGCAAUGCCAGCCUUUACCUUAAACGCCAGCCAACAGAGCCAAAGCAGCCGCAGCAGCAGGAGUGCACACAGCAGCUGGAGCUGCCACAGCCGGCAGGUGCUGCUAGUGAUCAUGAUCCUGAGCGUCGUGAUGCCAUUCACCAAGGCGCGACACUUGCGCGACCAGGUGGCACUGGACUACGCCUACGACGAGGACAACUCCGGCCGAUCUUCCUCGUCGUCAUCGUCAUCCUCAUCAUCGGGUGGCGACAUCCUGCCCGCCUUCGAUGUCAAUCCGUAUCGCGGUCUGGCCGAUAGCUUCGGCGAGGGCAGCUACGACAGUGAUAUGAGUCUCAGCGAGAGUAGCUACGAGGAGAUCGCCCAGGCGGCCAUCCGGGCUGCCAGGCGGGAGAUGCGCCGUCAGAGGACGCGACACGCGCGCAGCCACAACCUGCGACUCUUCUCCGGCAAAUCAGAGAUCCCGGAGUGGGAGAACCCGUGCGGAGGCACCUACACGCCCGACGAGAGCCUCAGCGAUAGCAGCGCCAGCCAAGGACGAGUUAUCAAGCGCAAGCACCUCGAAAACUUGCGGAACAUCACGAUGAGCGAAUACCAAGAUAUAACCCACCGCGCCACCCUGGAGUACGGCAAUCUGCAGCACUGGCAGCGCGAGUACAAGUUCCUGCCGAACAUGACGAGGCCCACAAGUGCGGUGAAGCUAAAGACUUGGUACCGCCACAUGCAGACCUUCGUGGGCAGCUUCUCAUAUCUGGGACGGGCGCAGUACAAGUUCCGCAAGGAUCAGCAGAAGAGCCUCAACGAGGCGGUCACCAAGGAGCUGCACGACCUGCUGGUCAGCGCGCGCUAUAUGCUCUGCGAGAUCGAGUUGACCAUAAACGCCUCCUAUCCGAACAGCAAUGGUGCGAAGCUGAGCCGCGUUAGCCGGCAGGCGAUGGAGGAGCGUCUCAACUUUCACACGCCAGCCAACGGAUCCAUGGAGGCGGACCAGCGCGACCUGAAGGUCAGCAAGGAGCUGUACUUCCAGUAUCUGAACAACGUGUGGAAGACCCUGCACCGUGUCCUGCGGCGACCGCGACGCAAUAGUGCCGAGCGGCGACACCUGGCGGCGAUUCACGGAACUGGUGCGAGCGGGCUGCGGGCGGGCAGCUCGGAAAUGCUCGACGUGGGCUCCUCGAACGGAUCCGGUGGCAGUUCCGGCUCCGAUGGCGGAUCCAAUGAGUCUUGAGCCCUCGGCACCCAGCUCUGAGCCAGUUGAGCCGGCCAGCCGGGUCAACAUCACGCCCUUCCAGUAUUAUAGCGAGUACUUACAGCUGCACAUUCCAAAGCUUAGCAGCUUUCCAGCUCUGCAGCUUCCAAGCCAAAUAGAGGACCACCCGACCAAUCGAGCGGGCGAGAACGAAGAAUUUUUGUCGAAUGCCAUUUAGACACGUACUUUUAGUAUUUAUUUAUUUAUUGAAUAUUGAGUAUUGAAUAUUGAGUAUUGAGUAUUAGAGCGCCUUCCAUUCCAGUUGCCAAACCAAGCCAAUCUAAUCCACUACAUUUAAACCCAUUUCCCAUUUGCACUUCCAUGCGGCCCAGUGCCAACUCGACUAUUUAUUUGCCAUUUAGAAUAUGGACUCUUUUUUUUCUCUAUGUGUAGUAACUUAUUUAUUUAUUUAUGUAUAUCAAUAUUGUAUUUAUACCUAUUUAUUUGUGCAACGGCGAGAUAAACUCGCCAGCAAAAGCCCAACAAAAAACCCAGCCACAAACAAAAAAAUGCUUAAAUCUACUGUGAUUUAUUUUAAGUACUUUUUUUGAAUAGUUCUUAGUGAUUGUGAAAAAAAAAACACGAAGCGAUUGUGAAAGAAAACGAAGCGUAGUAUUGUACAGACAUUCUUGUGCUUAGUUGUAAGUUUGUGCAAAAUAAACUUAGACAAGAC